CACGCCACAAAGCUUGCACCGCAGAGCUCACAUUGCCCACGCUGUACUAGCUCACUGCUGGGGGGUCCGCGCUGGCCAGCACGAUCUGGCUUCUUGGCCCUCUCAUCGAUCUCACGAAGGCCUCCAGAGAGCCGCGCCCGGACUCCUGCAGGUUCGGACUGCUGAUCGUGGAGGACGACGCGUACUUCUACCAGCAGCACUCCGCCCGCGCGGCCCCGCCGGGGGAGCCCUUGGCGGCAGGGCCGCCGGGCCUGCGCGCCCUGGGCCCCAGCUUCCUGUCGCUCGACGUGGACGGGCGGGUGAUGCGCCUCGACAGCUUCUCCAAGUGGCUGGCGCCGGGCUUCCGCCUGGGCUGGGUCACGGGAGCGCGCCCGUUGGUCGCCAAGUACAGCGCGCUGGCCUACGCGAGCUCGCAGCACGGCUGCAGCCUCAGCAUGAUGCUCGUGGGCAAGGCCCUGCAGUCCUGGGGCAGAGACGGCCUGGACAGGCAUCUGCGCGCCUUGCAGGCGGCGCUGCGCUCGCGCUGCGACGCGCUCCUGGCGGCCGCCGAGGAGCGCCCGGGCGGCCCUCGGCGGCCUUCCGAGGCCCUCGGCGGGGUUCUCGGCGGCCCUCGGCGGCCUUCGGAGGCCUUCGGUGGCCCUCGGAGGCCGUAGGUGGGCCUCAGCGGCCCUCGCCAGCCCUGGCAGCAGCGCGGAGGGCGGCGGCGACGCCUGCGUCCCUCCAGAGGAGCACCUGGGCGACGGCGCCCACGUGUUCCAGCGGCCUCAGGCCGGCAUGUUUCUGUGGGUCAGGCUCGCCCGCUGCCCAGAGAGCACGGAGGCCCUGCUGGACGCCAUGCGCCGGCACCGCGUCGCGGUGCUGCCCGGGUCGGCGUGCGCGGUGGCGCCGCGGCCGCCAGGGCAGGAGGUGCCGUACGUGCGGCUCAGCUUCGCCUUCGGCGAGGAGCACUACGGCGAGGCGCUGGGCCGCUUCGGCGCCCUCGCCGCUGGACUGCCCUGAGCUGCCCGCGCGGCGCGGGCUGCGGGCCUCGGCGCCGCCCCCUCCCACGAGAGGCCGUCCUCGCCUCGAGCUGCGAUCCCCCUCUCCUCCUCCGCCUCCUCCUCUCCUCCUCCUCCUCCUCCUCCUCCUCCGGUCCGAUAUCUGAACGAGGGUGUCCCUGUCCUUGUGCUGCAAUGUAUGCA
Molecule: messenger RNA, 1181 nt
Organism: Prorocentrum cordatum
Lineage: Eukaryota; Dinophyceae; Prorocentrales; Prorocentraceae
Source: the annotation of a GenBank genome assembly